UUAAAAACAACGAAUAGUGCUUUAUACAUUUGAGUGAAUAUAAAAAUUCUUUCCAAAUCUCAUUUAAUAUAUUAUUUACAUCACAUUAAUCGAAAAAUUAUAAUAUUUCAAAUUCAAAAUAUAAUCUACAGAAUUUUAUUUGUUCCAUAAAGAAAAUUUUAUUUCCGGACGAAAAUUAUUUAAAAUUAUUAAAAUUACUAUUUAUAUGAAAUAAUUUCGGCAUCUAUAUAGAAAUAAUCAUUACGUAUUAAAAAAUGAUUUAUAUCUGUAUUUUACUUUGUGCAUUUAUUGCUCCAUUCUCAUACACUAUUGGUAAUGAAAUAUCAUCAGAAAUAACUGAACCACCUCCAGUAGAAGUAUCUAUUGAAGAUUCCAUUCGUAAAAAAGGAUCUAAUGAAAUAUCAAUUCAUGUUACUCUUAAUAACAGUGAAAGAGAAUUCAUUUUACAAACUGUCGAUAAUUUUGCUGGUAAAAAUACAAAAGUUUGGAUAGCUAAAAAAGUGAACGAUAAAUUUGUAUACACUCUACAAGAAGAUUUUAUGAGAGAAUCAAAAAAUAUUUCCUUCUUUUACAAUAAUCAAACCGAAUCUGAAGUAUUUCAGACAAAUAGCGUUAUUAAUUAUGAUCAAGUUGAUAAUGAACCAAUCGAUGUAUCAAAUUUAACAACGGUGUAUCCAGAAAUUUUAGUCUAUGUUGAUAAAACACUUUUUCGACACUUUGAUUAUGAUAUUGAAAAAACUGUAAUUUAUACACUAACUCUUUGGAAUGGAGUGGAUCUCGAUUUUAGAGAAUUACAAAAUCCGUCAGUUCGUCUUAACAUUGCAGGAAUUGUAUUGUGUCAGGAUCAACAUUUAGAAAAUGAUCCAUUUAGAGUAAAUUCAGAAAAACUGUUGGAAUUUGGUAAAUUUAUGUACAAUCAAGAUCAAUUCAAAUUGGGAAAGGAUUACGAUAUUGCUGUAUUAUUAGGUGCAGAUCCAUUAUUCAAUAUGGGCACUGCAGGUAUUGCAUUUUUGGAAAGUACUUGUGUUAAUAACACUAAUGAACAACUAAUAUAUUCUAUAGCGGUAGUUUGGGAUAAUACUGCCUUUUAUGGAAUUCAUACAGCUUCACAUGAAUUAGGUCAUUUAUUCGGAGCUCUACAUGACGGUAGUGUAGUUGAUUCAACAGCGAAGUACUGUUCUUUUUUUGAUGGCUACAUUAUGAGCUUUACCAAUAUUGACGAAAAACGAUAUCACUUUUCCACGUGUUCUAAAAAAAUGAUGUCUAACUAUCUCAGAAGCGAGGGUCCUAAAUGCAUUCGUAAUAAUCCAUUGGUUAAUGAAACUAAUGAACAAAUGUUAAGAAUUUUGCCUGGUAAAUUAAUGACAAUAGACGAACAAUGUCAAAAAUAUGGAUUUCUCCGAGCAUAUGAUGUGAAUCCAGACUUUUGCCAAGGCAUUCAAUGUAAGACUGUUGAGCUGGGUUUUUCAUAUAAUCCUUUUUUUGCAGCACUUGAAGGAACGCCUUGUUACAUAGGAAAAUAUUGUUUGAGAGGAGAGUGUGUUGAAGUAAAUUUCAACACAACUGAAAAUAAUAAUUAUUUAAAAGAAUUAUUUCCAUCACUUUCUCAACAUCUUACAUAUUUAAUAAAUCUGCAACAGAGCAGUGCAUAGAAUACGGAUUAGAAAAUGUUACCGAAGCCUCUUUUGAAAACUGCGAAGUAAUGUGCGAGUUUCCGAUAGAAGAAUACACAGACUACAUAGUUCCCAUGGUUACAGUUACUAUAGCAACCGUUUCCAUAGCAACCGUGCACUGAAAAAAAAUUCUAUUUAGAAUAACCAGAAUUCUGGUUAGGGUAUAUUUAACAUUUUGAUUCUGGUUAGAUUAACCAGAAUUCUGUUUAUUUUGGUCCCAAAACUGAAAAGUGAAUGAUAAUUGCGCAGAAAAUUUAUAUAACAUGAAAUGAAUAUCUUAAAUAGUCAAAAUAGCUGGGAUAGAGAGCACUUGUUAAAAAUCGAUUUUCAUUACCGAAUUUAUUUGGAACUUGUUACUUGGAAGUUUUUAACGUUUCUAUUGACGUUUCGAAAGUUGAAUUUAAAAAAUUCAAAAUGGCGGAUUAUAAAUGGCGUUGAAAAAUUUCAAAAAUGGAGUGAAUUUUUUCGCAGUUUUUUCCUCGGGGUUUUUUGAAAUAUUUGAACGCCAUUUUUAAUUCGCCAUUUUGAAUUUUUUAAAUCCAACUUUCGAAACGUCAAUGGAAACGUUAAAAACUUUCAAGUAACAAGUUCCAAAUAAAUUUGGUAAUGAAAAUCGAUUUUUAACAAGUGCUCUCUAUCCCAACUAUUUUGACUAUUUGAGAUAGUUAUUUCAUGUUAAAUAAAUUUUCUGCGCAAUUAUCAUGCACUUUUCAGUUUUGGAACUCAAAGUUAAAGGUUUAAGCUUUCAUUCAAGCCUUCGUGAAGGUUUUUAUCUUGUUGCGUUUUCGUUUUACAACGCUUCAAAAAGUGCUAAAAAAGCGAUUUUUUGACACUUUAAUCUCGUUUUUUACGGAACUGACAGAAUGAAAAUUUUUUUUUUGGGUAUAUUCUUGUUCAGUGACACCUAAACUUUCAAUAAACACAGAAAAUUUUAAAUAAA
Messenger RNA from Leptopilina boulardi, 2613 nucleotides. Its product is annotated as A disintegrin and metalloproteinase with thrombospondin motifs 5-like. The record is from RefSeq and is a predicted model, not a curated record. The transcript is spliced from 13 exons. Gene Ontology annotation, molecular function: metalloendopeptidase activity. Lineage: Eukaryota; Metazoa; Arthropoda; Insecta; Hymenoptera; Figitidae. Gene Ontology annotation, biological process: proteolysis. The coding region runs from base 255 to 1652 and encodes 465 amino acids.